AUAUAGAGAUCACGACUAGUUGACAGGCAUUACCCAGCUCCUUCUUCGGUUUCCAUGGGUCAACCCCACCAUCACGGUGUAAAAAUUAUUGAGCAAUGUUCAAUUUCACCUCCACCAGAUUCCGUUCCACAAACUUCGAUCCCCCUAACAUUCUUCGACCUCCCUUGGUUCUACCUCCAUCCGAUACAACGCAUAUUCUUCUACGAGCUUCCUCAACCCACCACCACUCAACACUUCUUUCCCUUUGCCGGAAACAUUCUUGUCCCUCUUCACCCCGGUAACUUCCCUUACAUUCUCUACUCCGAUGGUGACUCUGUUUCUUUCACUGUGGCCGAGUCCCAUGAAGAUUUUAACAACUUUGUCGCUAAUGCUCCAACACAUCUUAGAGACCUUAACCUUCUUGCUCCGGUCUUUCCUUCUCCGCUUACAACACAAGACGGUGGAAAGUUGCUUCCUCUAAUGGCGGUUCAGAUCACUGUCCUACCCAACUAUGGCUUCAGCAUGUGCGUCGGCUUUAAUCACGUUGUUGCUGACGGAAGAGCCUUUCAUCAUUUCAUCAAGUUCUGGGCUUCCGUUUGUAGGACAAGAGGUGAAGACAUGGAUUCCGUUAAAGAAUCUCUUCAACUGCCACUACACAACAGAGACGCCAUCGAAGACUGGAGAGGGCUAAAGCUCGUUUUCUUGGAGGAACUUUCAAGUUCUUUUACGAAGAUCGUGAAGUCUUUUGGCAUACUUGUUGAUGUUCCCAGUGACAAGGUUCGCUUUACGUUUACCCUGAGCCGUGAGCAGGUGGAGAAAAUCAAGAAAUGGAUAUACCUUGAAUGCAAAAAAAUGGGAUUAAGUACAGAGUCGUUGAUCAUAUCGACCUAUGUGGUGACUUGUUCUUUGCUUUGGGUAUGCAUGGUAAAAUAUUAUUACAUUAAUACUGAUGCCUAUGAAACAUGCAAGUUUACAUUCCCAGCAGAUUGUCGAAACUGUGGAGAAUUGUCUAUUCCAUCGACAUACUUUGGAAACUGCCUUUCUCGGCCGGUCGUGGAACUCGAGAAGGGCAAGCUAGUGGUGGAAAAUGGGAUUGUUGAAGCAGCUAUUGCUAUUGAAAGCAAAAUUAGAGAGUUUAAGUGCGAUGGUUUGAAAGAGAUUGAAGAUUUGAUGACACAUUUUAACGAGUUAGGGACAUCGGAAGAAUGUAGGGUAAUAGCUAUAGGGUCAGCAAAGCAUGAUGUUUAUGAAACUGAUUUUGGGUGGGGAAAGCCCAAGAAAAGUGACGUAAUUCAUGUAUUGCAUUCAAGGGUAUUCUCUCUGUGUGAUUCUAAGGAUGAUAAUGGUGGAGUUGAAAUUGGACUCACUCUUGAAAGGAGUGAAAUGGAAAAUUUCAAUACUAUUUUGAAAGAACACAUUACAAGUAUUAUAGGUUGUGAUUAGACUCUCCUUUUGUGUGUAAUCAGAGAUGAUCUAUCUGAAACUAACUUUUGUUCUA
Arachis ipaensis is the source of this 1477-nucleotide messenger RNA. RefSeq names its product coumaroyl-CoA:anthocyanidin 3-O-glucoside-6''-O-coumaroyltransferase 1. Lineage: Eukaryota; Viridiplantae; Streptophyta; Magnoliopsida; Fabales; Fabaceae. The record is from RefSeq and is a predicted model, not a curated record.